Molecule: messenger RNA, 1341 nt
Organism: Phaeodactylum tricornutum CCAP 1055/1
Lineage: Eukaryota; Bacillariophyta; Bacillariophyceae; Surirellales; Neidiaceae
Exons: 1
Coding region: 1-1341 (446 amino acids)
Cellular component (GO): cytoplasm
Molecular function (GO): oxidoreductase activity
Source: RefSeq, a predicted model, not a curated record
AUGACCAACAGGCACAACCAUCACAAUUUCAUUGUCCGUCGUGUUUUUGCUAUUUACGCCACCUUUGUCCCCAACGUGUUCAAUUUGUUUCCUAUCGUUUUUGCCUUCGUCGCUCCAUCCCGACAGUUUGGGCGCUCUUCGUUUCACAGUCAGCCAAAGUUGUUAAUGUCUGCUUCGGUCGAUUCUAAAGUGGAUCAUGUUGUGAUCGCAGGGGCUGGGAUUGUGGGCACGACAACUGCGUAUUUUUUGGCCAUGCGUUACGAUGUACGGGUUACGUUAGUUGAUCCCACGGGUUCCAUUGCUCCUGCCGCGUCUGGAAAAGCUGGAGGGUUUCUAGCCAAAGACUGGAACGACAACAGUCCAACUGAGGCCUUAACACGCCGAUCGUUCGACCUGCACCAGCAGCUUGCUGACGAACUAGGAGCCAAUACAAUUCAGUACCGGCGAUUGACUUGUGCGGCAGUCAGCGUCGAUCCGUUUUCAUCGCGGCGUCCGAACGGUAAAAAACUUUCGACGGUGGAAUGGGCUCAGCAUGACGACUUAGCGCAAAACACUGUUCGAGGAAUGCAACCACUGGGCGACGAGUCUACAAUUGCCCAAGUGCAUCCGAAACGAUUGUGCGAGGAGCUUUGGAAGGCUGCAAAGAAACAGGUGGGUGGAAAUUCACUUCGUCAAGGGAGUGUGAUCGGUGCCGUACAUGACGAUGAAUCUGGGCGUUUGCAAGGUGCCAAGCUUGGCGACGGUAGUUUGCUGGAAUGCGACGCGCUACUGUUCGCCUGUGGUCCGUGGACAGCCCCCAGUAUGAUGCAAGGAGUAAAGUAUCAUUCUGUAGUUAUUCCUACCAGCAGGGUCCUUUCGCAGUGCGUCUUUUUCAGUGGCUGUGGAGAUCCCGAAGUAUACGUGCGACCUGAUCAAACCGCGUAUUGCACCGGUUUUCCAGAAGCAGCUGUCGUUGUGGACGAACAACCGGGCGAGGAGUCGAUCCGUGAGGACAAGCUGCAGACCAUUCUGGAGUCAGUACGUGACGCGUCUGGAAUUUCUGGUACUGGUGAUGGCGUGUUGUCGCAGGAGCCAGUUUUGGGACAAGCAUGUUAUCUUCCUACGUCAAUUGACGGUAUUCCAGUGAUGGGCCGGAUCCCGGAGCAGUUGGGGUGUUACGUGGCGGCUGGCCACGGAUGCUGGGGUAUUCUUUUAGGACCUGCUACUGGCGAAGCCAUGGCCAAUCUGAUAGUGAACGGCUCGUCGAUACCAAACGUUAAUAUGGAAGUUUUCAAUCCUACUCGUUUUGCUACUCCUUGGAAUAUUCCUACCGCGGCAGCAGCCGCGUUGAUAAAGAAAUAG